CUAGUCACUAUACACCAUCCCCUGAUUCCUUAUGGCCGUUGCCGUGGUCUCUGAUGCGGAGCAGCCACACUUGGGGAAGUUUUUGCGAGCAUCAAAAGCAUUUCAGCCCGGUGAUCUGCUGCUUCGUGAGGAGCCCCUGCUGCGGCUCAGGCGUUGGCAGGAUGCCCUGGCCGCUGCGAACGCGCUGCGCAAGGCACAGCUCUUUGUCCCUGAGGGUGAGAGCCCAUCCAUGAGGCGCUUGCAGCAAGCAACUGCAUCUGAGGCUGACCCUGAAACCGCGCUGUUUGUCCGAAGUGUGGUGCAUUUCAACUCCUUUGGAGCGGGCCCAUCUGGGCGAGAGCAGGUGGUUUUUCCAACGUUGGCACGAGCCAACCACUCUUGUUUACCCAACUGCCUUGUUGAUGCUGAUUUGGGCACUCUUCGUGCAGUGCGACCAAUCACCAUUGGCGAGGAAGUCACCGUGUCCUAUUUGGAUGAUGCAGGAUUGCUCAUGGACGUAAAGUCCCGGCAGAAGGAGCUGCAGGAGCGCUAUGAGUUCAGGUGUCAAUGCCGAAGGUGCACUUCAGUGGAUGACACCCGGAGGUUUAGUUGCACGUGUGGAGGGGAUCAGCUACCCGAACGGGGACGCCUCCGCUGUCAGCAGUGUGAACGGAGCAGUGAGGGGUCUGAGCUCUUCGAGGCCGAAGAGAAGGCUGCCAAGUCCUUGGAAGCGGCACGCUCUGGAGAUUUGGAAGAAGAAGAUGAGGGCCAUGAGCUGAUGAAAUGUCAUCGGUUCACCUCGAAACAUCCACAUCAUCAGCUCACCUUUGCUUUGGCCAAUGAGUUUGCCUUUCCAGAUCCUGAGGCCUCCCAACAAGCCGUGCUGACCAUUCUGGACUUGGUCUUGCAAAUGCCCUGCCAGCUGGCUCUUGAGACCGGCCGCGAUUUGGCCCGCCGUUUGGCCAAGAACGGGAAAGAGGAGCCAGCACGAAAGGCUUUGCAGCAGGCUGCAGCUGUGGCUAUGGUGCUCGAUGGCAAAAGCAGCAUUGAGGAGGUGCUGGCUGAGUGGGGCGAGACAAGGCAACGGCCUGUUGCCGUCUCAAAGACCUCGAAGACGGGUGACAUGGAGUCAUUGGUGCCCGAGGAGGAGACCAAUUGGCUUCAGAGGCAGCGAAAGGCAGCAGCCAAACCCACUGUGAAAGCAAAGAAGAGCACGCCUCCAGCUCCAGCUCCAGCAUCUCCCGCUCAACCAGCUGAGGUCCUUGCCAAAGUCGGCAUGGCUUUGUGAUAGUAGCAGGGUAUUUUCACUUCAGCUAGACAGAAAAAGAGGUGCCAAGUUCCAAGCCACAAGAUUUAAACGCCACCUGAGGAGAGCACUGUGGCAGAUGAGCCUGAGAUGCAGCAAUGGCAGCAGCUGUGGCAUAUGUUCUGCCACCCAGCGAUGCUUUUGGUGCCAGUGGCUCUGGCGGUGGUGUUCUGGCAGCGGCGGGCAAAGACCUGACAAUGUGAAAAGCGGUCGUUUGCGGCUGUUUGUUGCAAACUUUGGCAUGCGGGGAGAGAAGAGAACAAGCCAGAACAAAGCAACCACUGGGUGAAGCACUGUGUUUGUAAGAAUGUUGUUUGAGGGUUAUGGAACCAGACCAAAUUGGCCGAUCACGAAGUACUCCUUUUUAUGAGGCUUUGCCUUUGCGAGUAGAAGCAAAUUCUGCAAAGAACCCUUGCUGUUUGCCGGCCUUUUGGCGCAACACUUUAUUCAAGGGCGUCGAGGCAUAGCAAAGCUUGCCUUCACAGGCCCUGAAGGACGUGCCUGGCCCUAUUAGUAGAGUCACCUGGGCCCAGUUUUCUC
Durusdinium trenchii is the source of this 1825-nucleotide messenger RNA. The record is from the annotation of a GenBank genome assembly. Lineage: Eukaryota; Dinophyceae; Suessiales; Symbiodiniaceae.